GUUUUUUGAAGGUGUACCAUGCCAGUAUCGGAUCAACAUUGAAGUGUUUCGAAUGCAUAACUAACGACUAAAGAUGUCAUACCAAACCUUUUGAGCUCAACUGCAAUGGAUGACUUAGACCAUAGUGUGCUGAUAGCAGAGCAGGACUGGGACUGUUUCUGUACAGAGAGUGAGGAAUGUUCUGUUCAGCAGGCUAAGCUUGCAGCCUUAGAUGAGUCUGGCUUCAGUGACACUGACGAUGACAAAACCUUUGUCCACGUGUCAUCUGUUCCCACCCAGGCCAGCCCUGACCAACCCUGUGAAGAAGACAGCAUAGAAGGACAAAAGCAGCAUCAAAUAGGAGAGAAUUCAGAGUUUACUGAAUAUCCUAGUCCUAAUUCAGAGCUACAGAAUACCAGGUUUGCUGAGCAGAUGUCCGAUGCUGGAGCAAAUGAAUCGGGGGCUACAUAUGAAGACAGCAACCUGACUGAGAAGUUAAACUUAGAGAAAUUAAGAGGAAAUUGUGAGAAUAAGGACAAUGGUGAGAAUAAAUUAAGUCAAGCCACAAACACGCCAGUCUCUGAAAUGUCUAUAGAAGAAAUAAAGCAUGAAAAGAGUAUAGAUGGCAUAGAAAUGUUAACUGAAAUGACAGGCUGUUCAACAGUGGCCAAAAAAGAGAAGGAACGUUGGUUUGUGACUGUAAAUGACAGCCCAGUCCGUCUGACAGUAAAGGAUCCCACCUCAGUCCAAAAAAAAAGAAGGAAAAAAAAACCUUCUAAAAACUUCAGACAGAAUACCGGAGUGAUGGAGAAGUGCUCUUCCUUAAAUAACAAUGCAAAACCAGAUAAAGAAACUACCGAGAGACAAAUAACGCAGGAGAAAUUUGAACAAGAAAAUAUUUAUUUUUACUCACCCAAUAUUCAAAAUGUGCUUGAUAUCCAAGAUAUUAAAUGUAUUUCACCCACUGGAUCAUCUGAGGGUGAAGAGGAAAAAACAAGCUCUCCUAUUAGUCUAAAAAAGGAAAGCAUGACAGAAAUGCCAGAAGCAAAAUUAGAAAAAAAUCCUGCAGACUUUCUAAAUUCACUUUUAACCCCCAAACAGAUGCCACAGACCAUAUUUAAAGAUCUUACUGGCUCUUUGCCACAGUACUGUGAUCAUGAAAGCGCAGUGUGUGAUAAAUAUGACAAAUCCGUAGUAGAAAUGAACUGUGAAUGUCAACAUACAACUGAUCAUUUAAGCCAGUUUAAUAAUGACACAGAGGUGGAAAGUCCCAGAUUUAUUCUGGGUGCCUCUAAACCCACUGCUCCUUCAAAUACUAAAGAAGAAAAAACAGAACAGCAAGAGCCCUUGGGAAAGUCUUAUAAUAGAGAAGAAUCCCAAGAGACACAAUCCUCUAGUAACAGUGCCAAGACUUCAGGUCCAACUCCACCCAUAUUUGCCAUUUCCUCCUUUUGGGAUGAAAUGGAAAAACUGACAAUAAAUGAUAUUUUGCAACUUAGAACAGCCAAUAACAGGACAGAAAGCAUAACUCCAGAAGAAAGCAGCCCUGUGGUCACUGUCAACGCUCAUCUUUUAGAUAGGGGUGAGAUGGAAUCUAAAGAUGAUAGUUUAGAAGAUGGCCUGGUAGAUGAUGCAGCAGAUUCAGACUAUUUCACACAUUUGGAUGACUCUAAACCAGACCGAUCAAGCUGUGAAUUCUCAACUUACUCUGAUUUCGAUGAAGAGUUUCUACAGCUUCUUCAUGCAAGUGCAAACCCUAGCCCUGAACCCCUUGAAGGCAAAGAGCAAACCCAAAUGUUUUUUGAGUCUGGCAUGGAUUCAGAGAGUGAAUCAAAUGAGAUGGUGAAGCUGUGUCCUGAGAGUGAUCCCUCACUAUAUUUGUAUUCAGAGACAGAAGCAGAGAUGCAGGACAUAUUUCUAAUAGCUAAAGAGGACAAGAACAUGAAUGCCUUUCUACUGGACCAUUGUAACACAAGAAGAUCAACGUCUUCACCAGUUUUAUCGAUUUCUGAUAUUCUAGACAAUCAGUGUCUGCAGACUCUCUUCGAAAUCUUGAGAAGUGACACCGAAGCAGAACAACACCAGAGUUGUAUCCCAGAUAGAAGCACUUCGCUUUGUUUUUCACAGAACUUAUCUGUGGCUGAGACUUACGAUGACUUCUUCUCAGACUUUGAAGUUGGAAAUUUUCUCUUUCCUUCAAUUCAAGUUUCAACAAAGAGUGAGAAAACAUUGGUUCCUAUCUAUUCCUCUUCUCAUUCGGUGGUGAAAGACCUAGAAUAUCCAGAGGUAGAAGAGGUGAUACCGUUGGAUUGUGAAGACAAGAGCACCCCAAUCCGAGUUAUGAGGUGUGCAAAGCCCUCUGAAACAUCAAACAUUUGCUUUAUCACUAGUACCUGGAGAAACCUUUCUUUGAGACGCACCAAACUUUUAAUGGGAAGGACCUGGUGUAGGAUGGCCACCUCUUGGGGUUUUCCCAAGACAGCUGACACAGUCUACGGUUAUAGAACGAGAACUACAAGUUCUUCUAUAGCUCAGCCAAAGCUUCAAGAGCUUUUUCUAGAGAACCAGGCCCUUGGACAAGUGACAGAAUAUCAGAUACGUGUUGGGGCAACGGUCGCAGACGCAGAUAGAGAUCGUGCUCUUUUUUUAUUAAAGCAAACAGACAUGUGCCUUGUUUGCAUUGCUUUUGCGUCUUGGGUACUAAAAUCAAGCAACCCACAAUCUACAGACAUGUGGAAAGCAGCUCUUCUGGCAAACGUGAGCGCGAUAUCUGCCAUCCAGUACUUGCGGCGAUACGUAAAAGAAGGAUGAACCAUAAAAAUCUAGUAUUAGAGCUUUCUGAGGAUUUCUCACAAGGGGCCAGUGUACAUGAAAGGGUUAAUUUUGCACAAAUUCACAACAAACACUUUAGUAAAUACACAUAUUAGAUUGUAUUCCAUAUUUACUAACAGUCUAAUAUUUUCAUGUUUAAUAUAUUCAUGUUACAAAAUAGGUGUUCAAUCAAUAAAUAACUUAUCAAAGGACAAUUCUGUUAAA
Molecule: messenger RNA, 3015 nt
Organism: Sinocyclocheilus grahami
Lineage: Eukaryota; Metazoa; Chordata; Actinopteri; Cypriniformes; Cyprinidae
Exons: 4
Coding region: 106-2790 (894 amino acids)
Biological process (GO): regulation of DNA-templated transcription; response to muscle activity
Cellular component (GO): nucleus; cytoplasm
Source: RefSeq, a predicted model, not a curated record